AUGGAAGCUGGCAACACAUCCACAGUCACUUUCUUUAUUCUCCAAGGACUAUCCAACAACCCUCACAUUCAGGUAGUACUCUUUGUAAUAUUCAUGGUGAUUUACCUCCUGAUCCUCAUAGUGAACCUGCUGAUGCUGCUGGUGAUUAGGACUGACUCCCACCUCCACACCCCCAUGUACUUCUUCCUCAGUCACCUCUCCUUCCUGGAUGCUUUCUAUGCCUCAGUCAUUGUGCCUAAGUUGCUAAAGAACCUGCUUUCCAAGUGGAACACUAUAUCCUUUCUUGACUGUUUCAUCCAGAUCUUCUUUGUUAUAUUUCUUGGGGGCACUGAAACUUGCCUCCUUUCAGUCAUGGCCUAUGACCGGUACCAGGCUGUGUGCCACCCGCUGCUGUAUGUGGUGACCAUGAAGAAGAAGGUGUGUGCUGUCCUGGCAGGAGCCUCCUGGGCCAUAGGAAUGGGGACUGGCCUGCUUAACACCAUCCUCCUAGCUCAGCAGCACUUCUGUGGCCCCAACCUUAUUCACAGUUUUGCCUGUGAGCUUCCUCCAGUGCUCCUGUUGGCCUGUUCUGACCCCUACAUGAGCGUUGCCUCCAUCCUGACCACCAUGGUGGUCCUGGGCCUUGGCACUUUUGUCAUAUUGGUGGGUUCUUACACCCAUAUUAUCCUGACAGCCCUGGGAACGAACUCUGCCACAGGUUGGAACAAGAUCUUCUCUACCUGCUCAUCCCAUUUUCUUGUGGUCAUCAUCUUUUAUGGUUCUGGAAUUUUCAGGUACAUGACUCCAGCUUCUGGCUCAGCCCUGGAGCAAGUGCUAUCCAUGCAGUACAGUGUGGUGACCCCGCUGCUGAACCCGCUUAUUUACAGUUUGAAGAACCAGGAGGUGAAGGCAGCUCUUAGGAGGAGGUUGGCCAGGAAACCUAGGUUUACCUUCUAAGCCAGGCUCUACUGCUUCCUCAGAAAAGGAGGAAAAGUCAUGAGAAAGGAGAGGAGACAGAAAACUUUCAUCUUAAAGCUAUCUCAGCAUGAAAAACAGAAGCCUUAGUUGCUCUGACCCCAGUGCCCUCCCUUAGUCAAGCAAAAUGGAAAAACCUCCACAAAACCAAUGGCAGCCAUCCACAGAGGACCCAGUCACCACACAAGAAAACCUUCUCAAUAAACAUAUGAAGGAUCUUCAAAGAACUAAAAAUGAAGCCACCAUAUGUAUCAGCAAUUCCAUUUCUGGGAAUACAUUCAAAGGAAAUGAAACCAAUAACUCAGAAAGGUAUCUGCACCCCCAUGUUCAUGACAGCAUUAUUUACAACACCCAACACAUAGAAAGAACCUAGGUUUCCUUAAUGGAUGAAUGGAUAAAGAAGGCAUAGAUAAAGCAAUGGAAUAUUAUUCAGCUGUAAAAAUUAAGAAAUUCUACCAUUUGUGAUGACACGCAUGGACCAUGAAGGCAUUUUGCUCGGUGAAAUGUCAGACAAAUAAAGACAAAUGCAAGAUGAUCUCACAUACAUGCAGAACCUAGGGAAAACCAAACUCUUAGGGAAAAAAAGGUCAGCCAUAUGGUUAUCAGAGAUGGAGGGUAGGAGGAAAGGCAAUUGGAGGAAAGUAAUUAAAAGGUAUGAAUUUCCAGUGUAAGGUAAAUAUUGAGUGUAAUGUACAAUAUGAUGACUAUAGUUAACAGCAUUGUAUGAUAUAUACAAAAUCUGAUAAGAAAGUAAAUCCCAAC
This is a messenger RNA of Bubalus bubalis (water buffalo), 1716 nucleotides long. RefSeq names its product olfactory receptor 8S1-like. Gene Ontology annotation, biological process: G protein-coupled receptor signaling pathway. The transcript is spliced from 2 exons. Gene Ontology annotation, molecular function: olfactory receptor activity; G protein-coupled receptor activity. The coding region runs from base 1 to 936 and encodes 311 amino acids. Gene Ontology annotation, cellular component: membrane. Lineage: Eukaryota; Metazoa; Chordata; Mammalia; Artiodactyla; Bovidae. The record is from RefSeq and is a predicted model, not a curated record.